AUGACUGAGUCCCAUCGUCCGCUUGUACUUGGUCCUUCGCCUACUUCUGAUGACCAUGACCACGACCACGACCGCGACCACGAUGAUGACAACGACCAUGGAAGUCCCGCUCCCGGCGAGGGAAAAGGCUCAAGCACGACCUGGAAGAAGAGGGUGUCGACAGCCUGUCUAGCGUGCAAGCAAUCAAAGCGAAAGUGCUCAGGAACAGCUCCCUGCACAAAUUGCCUAGCCUUCAAACGGACUUGUAUCUUCGACGAAAGCCUCGACCAACGCCGCCGCGUCGCUGCGAAACGUACCGCUGACGAACUCAGUUAUCAUCGUGACCUCUUGCAGGAUCUUUUCAGGUUGAUCCGCGAAGCUAAUGAAUCCCACGCGUUGCAGCUGUUGGAUAUUAUUCGGGAGAAUGCCCCGUCGGAUCGCAUUAGGGCGUUUAUAGAGGAGACGCUUGCGGGGCUGGCGAAGAGUGUUGGUGUUUCGCAGCCUGCUUUGGGGUCGACUUCUGCGUCGGCGUCUGGGUCUGCCUCUGCCUCUACAUCUGCCUCGGCUUCAACGUCUCUGUCUGCCAAAUCAGAGACUGAAAAGGAGACUAUUGCCAGGUUGGAAGAUAUGCGCAAUUUGAUCAAUGUCGAGGGGUCGAGUCCGACUUUUAGACGGAAGGUUAUGGAUAUUCAUUUCCUCUGUGAUGAUGCGCCUUGUUCUGUUCCUGCGAGGCCGUGGACCAAUGUUACCCAGGACUCGGAUUUGGUGUCGCAUCUGGUGUCGUUGUACUUUUCUUGGGAUUGGCUGCUGACUGUGUUCUUGGACCAGGCGGUCUUUUUGAGACAUAUGGCUCGUGGGGAUUUGGGUUCGGAGUUUUGUUCGCCGUUUCUGGUCAAUGCUUUGCUCAGCAAUGCUUGUUAUUUCUCUGAGUUCUCCGAGGCUUAUGUUGUUCCUGGAGAAAUUUCUUCCAAUGGCAGUGAUUUCCUUGCUGAGGCUGAGAGAUUGAGGAAUGAAGAACCUGAGCAGCCUAGUUUGGCUGGGUUGCAAGGAACGUUGUUGAUGUAUGAAAGAUAUUCCAUGUCUCGUAAAGAUGACCUUGGAUACAUCAUGCUUCACGAGGCCAUUCGCAUGGGUGAGUCGCUAGGACUGGUUGGCAGCAAGGGUCCUAGAGUCGCAUUCAGUGAGUUGUCCAAGGACAUGGAGAUCUCGUGCCAAAGAACCGCUUGGGGAUUAUUCAACGUCGACACAAUGGUCCAUACAGGCUUCCUCCGUCCCAGUCUGAUCGACCAUGUCAACAUGGCCCGUAUCGGCCGCAAUGAUGCCGAAGACCAAGCUCUCUGGCGACCAUAUCCGACCCAUCGCAGUCCGCGCCCGUCGAUGUUUAGCCAGUAUUUCGAUGAAGUGUGCAAUUUGUCCACAAUCGCUCGGGAUAUCUCGCGCAGUAUGUUUGCAGACCAUCGGACGAACACCGCAAUCGGCUCUUUUCAGCCCCAAAGCCGAGAAGAAUUAAAUGACCGUAUACGGCGUUGGUAUGAUCUCCUCCCUGUCGAGUUUGACACUCAGGCUCGCCCAGCUCCGCAUAUAAUUUUGCUGAAGUAUACGAACACCUACCUCGUAUCCGACCUUCGUCUGCUAACGGAAUAUAGAAUGCGCUAUCACACCCUGGUAAUAAACCUAUUCAGCUGCAUCUCAGAUGACGAAGUCCCCGUCUCAGCUUUCGAGCCCAAGACCCCAGAAAGCACACCCCGACACACCCCUGAGCCCAAAUACAACGCCAGCGAGGUGACCCAGACAGCAGCCCACGGUAUUGCAGCCCUCACUCGGCUGCACCGCCGUGAAUUCGGCGUUGAUCGCGCCCACAAAUUCGCCAUGUAUGCGAUGAAUUUGGCUCUAUUCACGAUGCUGGAACAAAGCACCUUUGAUGUCCUCGACGAGGAUUUUCUCUCAUUGGCGAGUGCAUUCUCUGUUGUCGCGAGUCGCUCUGCGCUAGGUCGGAAUUUGUUCCAUAUUUUCCGGCAGUCUGUUCGGGCGAAGGCGCAAGGUCAUCGAAUUCGGGAUGCUGUGGCUGUUCCGGACGAAUUGAAGGAUUUGUUCGACGAGGAUUCUUCGGGAAAGGGCCAUAGUCGGUUUGACGAUUAUGCUGAGGGUUUGGAGAAGCUUAAUCGCGAUUUGAAAUACCAUGGAAUUGGGGGGAGGGCGAGCUUGGACUACAAGAAUACCCUGGGCUUGGGCUCUCGGAUAUGCUGGAUCGCUAUGAGAGCUUGA
This is a messenger RNA of Penicillium nucicola, 2244 nucleotides long. RefSeq lists its product as uncharacterized. NCBI's taxonomy places the organism in Eukaryota, Fungi, Ascomycota, Eurotiomycetes, Eurotiales, Aspergillaceae. The transcript has 5 exons. Gene Ontology annotation, biological process: regulation of DNA-templated transcription; DNA-templated transcription. The record is from RefSeq and is a predicted model, not a curated record. Bases 1 to 2244 code for a protein of 747 amino acids. Gene Ontology annotation, molecular function: DNA binding; zinc ion binding; DNA-binding transcription factor activity, RNA polymerase II-specific.